AUGAAAGGAAUUUUAUCACUCUUAUUUAUUUCAUUUGUUUUCUCAAAAGAUUUGGUUGUAACACUUAUUGAAGAUGAUGAUAGAAAUGCUGUUAAAUUCAUUAAACUUGAAUUUGAAAAGUGUUAUCGUACUUCUUCUAUAAAUUCUUUUUAUCUUACUCAUGAAGGUAAUUCUGUAACUUGUAAGACAUAUUUAAGUACAGGUGAUUGUUCUGGACUUCUUAGUACUAGUUUUACUGCUGAUCUUAAUGAUCGAAAAAUAAAGAAAUUUCUUUGUUCUAGUUCUGGAGAUAAUGAACAAUGUAGUCUUGAAAUUAAAAGAGCUCCAAGACAUAAUGGGUUCUACAGUUUGUUUUCAGAUGAUUCAACUUGUUCACAUAGAGAUAAUACUACUAGAAUUUAUGUCACUAACAAAAAAUAUAAAUGUGAUACUAUUAAAGGAUAUUAUUGCAAAUAUGAAGAAGAAGAUAAUGUUAUGUAUUUUGAUACAUAUCCUAAUAAUAAUAUGAAAAAAGAUGAAAGAAUUUCUCAUACUAAAUCAUGGAAUUGUGAUGUUUGUGAAAAUGGAAUUAUGUAUCAAUGUGAAGCAGUUUCAAUUGUAAUUGUUUCUGCUCUUUUUAUUCUUGCAAUUUUUUUCUAA
Entamoeba dispar SAW760 is the source of this 639-nucleotide messenger RNA. RefSeq lists its product as uncharacterized. The record is from RefSeq and is a predicted model, not a curated record. The transcript has a single exon. NCBI's taxonomy places the organism in Eukaryota, Evosea, Mastigamoebida, Endamoebidae. Bases 1 to 639 code for a protein of 212 amino acids.